Molecule: messenger RNA, 3028 nt
Organism: Momordica charantia (bitter melon)
Lineage: Eukaryota; Viridiplantae; Streptophyta; Magnoliopsida; Cucurbitales; Cucurbitaceae
Product: DCD (Development and Cell Death) domain protein
Source: RefSeq, a predicted model, not a curated record
UAUAAAAACGCUGCCAACCGACCUUCGAUUUCGGUUUCUUAUGGCUUUUCGAUUCCCCACACAUUCUUCUUCUUCUUCUUCUUCUUCCUCCUCAACGUGAGAUUCUCUCUCUCUGUGAAUCUUUUUCCCGUCCCCUGAAGGCCGGCGAUUCGAUUCACUCGUUUCAGUUUCCCGCUUGUUUUCUAUCUUCGAAGCCAACGCGCAUUUGAGGCGUCUCUCUCGCCGAUCGUGUUGUUUUGGAUUUAUUUUUGAAGUUUUGGAAUUGACAGCAUUUCAUACAGCGAAUUAAUGGGGGUUAAUAUGGAGAGUUAUGCUCAUGGGACUAUACCAGAGUAUGGUGCAAUUUUUAUGUCAAAUAGUAUGACUAAAACAGAAUGCUUCAAAAGGAAGUUAUUCGGUCUUCCAUAUUGGCUAGGCAACUUUGUACAGCAAAUUAAAUCUGGGAUGAUUUUGUUUCUGUUUGAAUACGAGAAGAGAGUACUUCAUGGCGUAUUUCAGGCAAUUUCAGAUGGUGCAAUGAACAUUGUGCCCCAUGCUUAUAGCUCAUCAGGGCAGCAGUUUCCUGCACAGGUUGAGUUUAAAAUAAUUUGGUGCUGCAAACCCCUUUCUGAAGAUCAAUUUGGAAAUGCUAUUAGGGAGAACUAUUUUUCAGCCAAUAAGUUCAACUUUGGGCUGUCUGAAGUGCAGGUGCAUAGGCUUCUAUCUCUGUUUAGCUUGACAAAAUCUAAUGACCAACUCCGUCUGAGACAGUUAAGCAGUGACUUGUUUGAGUGUUCAAGUGAUUGCUUAAUUGAUGAACGUCAAAGUGUUGCUGAUGAUGUUAGGCUUCUAUUGAAUGGGAGGUUACAAGGGAAACAAAUGGAGGGUGAAGACCAAAGUAACACCAUGCAGGAAAGUGUUCCUCCGCUCUAUUACAAUCUCAGAAAUAUAAUUCCUUCCACAGAAAAUCCAAUACAUUCUUCUUAUAUGGAUGAUACAAACCUCACCUAUAAUUCUGGUUUCUAUAGUAAUGCUCAAAUCAUGAUGCCCAGCCUCCACAGAAUAUCAGACUGCAUUACUAGCACACCUUUCCAAACAUCUGUAUAUGUAGAAAACAAUACAAAUCCUUCUGUGAAUCAAUGUGAAAUAAAUGUAUCAUGUUCUGAUCCCAGCUUACUGACUUUUCCUACACGAGAGUUUGAAAAUGAUGGAGACUUGAGGAGGUCUAUCAGCCAGUACGCUUCCCAUGAACUUAAUUACUCCCCUUCCCCGAAUCAGAAUGAGCAAAACAUAGCAAGGCAGGAAAACACCGAAGCAUACUAUAUGUAUGCUCCUGUGAUGAAAGAAUUUCCCAUCCAAUUUCCCUUUGAUUCAGUCGAAGUUUCAAGUAUGCCCUCAAACGAACAUACAACAGCCAACCAUGGACAUGAAAUUAAUGGAAAUUAUGGAAGCAUGCAUCCUAAUCAUUUAAACAAGGGUAGUGUCUUUUCUCGCUUAGCCUACCCAUCUGAUGCGAGGGUACAAGAACUUGAUGACUAUGCUGAUCAUGAGAAGCAGUUUUUGGAUUCAUCUUUGGAUCAAGUUAUGUCUGUACUGCAACAACACCACUGGCAAUGGGACAUGACUAACCACGAAAUGCUAAGUCAAGAAUACAAAGUUGGUAGAAGCUACGUGAAAAAACAGACAAAAUCUUCUUUAAUUUCGUAUAGUAAUUGCUUUCAAGUUUCCGAUAAAGUAAGGACAGACAUUGAAGACAGUAUAGAUGACAGUAGCAAAAAUGCUAUAGGGCUUCCAUUUGUGAAUUUCAAGCGGCGGAGGAAACCAUGCAAAGCUGAGGAUAAGGCCCUAACUGGUGGCCAAAAUGUGAGUAUUGGAAAUGCUCAGUUGUCAGGUGUACAACAGAAAAGAAGAAAGUUAAUUCGGCCCAGCUUUGCCCAUAGUGAGUUACGUGAUUGUGGAGCCGCCAAUAGUGUCUCCGGAGGUUUACAAGGCUCAUUGAAGGAGAGUCUCUUUGGAGAAAGGACUAGUAGCAAUCCUUUAAUUGGGUCGAACAAGACAGAGAAAGUCUCUCAAGCUUCUGAAUUGCCAGAUAUUAUUUGGCUGGUCGAAGACGAAGACAAGAAUAUUGGUAGUGGAAGUGUAGCAACAGCAGAGUAUCCUUUUGGAUCCACUCUAAAUGGAAUUGAAGAUAGGAUAGCGUCCUCAAAUUAUGUUAGUGACCUGAAUAUUACCCCCAAAGUUCUUGGAGUGAAUGAGAGUUGUAGUAGUACUCAUAAGGCUUCAACUUCAGAGCAUCAUAUGGCUUCGCAGAAUCUGGAUAAUUCUGGUUUGUGUAGUCGACAAGAAUCACCCUCUGAGGGAUCUGAACUAAAUGCUGGGAGUAGUUUUAUUAGGGUUGAUGAAGGCGGCAACAAAUGCAAUGAAACGGAAUUAGUUAAAAAGUACGAAAAUUGUUGAUGAACCAAAUCAAGGUUUUGCCACUGCAACGAAAAGCACAAAUAAAAGUUGGAGUCCUCUGGACUCAGCUUCAGAAAGUGUUUCUGAAGGAUUUAUUGAGAUAAGUAAGCAAAAUGACAACAAGCAGCAGUAGAGGAGACCUGGAAGGAAACUGACCUUUUGAGCUAGACGUCUUUUUUAACCUGUUUUGCUGUGUUUCUACUAUGAAACCUUUCUUCCUUUUUUUAUCUUUUUCUUUUUUGGUUGCAACAGAAUGUUGAAAGUUCUUCUUGGAAGUGACACAUGAAAAUGGUGGGAAGUCUCACAGCUGAUGAACUAAAAGCAGCCAGACUUUACAGGUACUUUUGUUCUUUUGAAGAUUUUAUUCUUCAUGAGUAUAGUUUUGUUCAGUUACCAUUACAGUGGUAAAAAUUAUUGGUGGGGAGGUUAGGAUUCUUAAGUUCUUGUAAUUUUUCGUGAAGAAUCAUGACACGUAGUGACUUAGAGAAGUUUAGAUUAGAGCUGAUAGUGUUGUAGAAAUGCAAGUCAAUCAGCUUUUCCAAGAAUAUCCCCUCCUUUUGUAUAGACUCUUGUUUUCAUUUCAUUUUCAAUA